GUUAGCUUGUAGUAAAUGGCGGUCGUGAACAGGGUGGACUGUAAACGUUUCCACGGUUAUAACUCUAACUGUCUAAUUAUCUUCAAAACAUGUACUCGACUGUGUCGGAAAUGCAAGGUGGUUACAAGAUGUUUAUUCUCAACUUUCAGGUUGGUUCAUGUGCCGUGCCGACAGGAAAUUCACUGCCAACGAGGCGAAAACGAAACAAACGUUUGACUAAUGGAGAACGAAGAUGGAGCAAAGGACGCGGAGUCUGAAGUGGCCGAGCUGCGUCUGAAAGUGGACUCGCUGAAGCAGGAGCUCAAAGAGUGCAGAGCCGAGCUGGCGAAGUUACAGAAGCAGCUGAGCCAGUCUGAAAGGCUGCAGAGGAGCACAGAGAGCUACAAUGAAGACCUGAGGAAACAGGUUGAUCAGCUGAGCGCAGAGAUUCAUGAACGGAAGAAGAAAGAUAAAGACAGAGUCAACUGUGAGACUCAGACAGAAGAAUAUGUGUGGACAGAAACUGAUUAUUACAACUACUACUAUGGAAGCUAUAAUCAGAACCCUGAGACAGGUGACGCUCAGGAGGUCCUGAAUGCAGCAGCAGCAGCAGUGGAUGGAGCUGAUGCUGAUGCCGAUGUCAGCGAGGCAGCAGACGUUUCAACAGCAAAUGAAGCAGCAGCUGCAGAGGACUCAGGUCAACCUGACAGCAGUGUUACAGUCACAACAGAGGAGGGUGAUGCAGGAUCUAUAGCAGAUAUGUUGAGGGCCACCGCUGAAGAGGCUAUGACACAGACGGGGUUUGUCUUUGAUGAGACUACAGGGAUGUACUAUGAUCACAGCACAGGCUUCUACUACGACUCGGCCAGUCAGUUAUACUACGAUGCCAACACAGGCAUUUAUUACUACUACGAUGCAGAGAGCGGACGAUACCAGUUUCACUCCAGGAUUGAGGUGCCUGCUGCACAGACCGGUGCAGAGUCUUGCACAGAUAAGAACACUGCUGAAAAGAAAGGCAGGAAAUCCAAGAAAGGGGUCAAAAAAACAUCACACCAGGAUGAUAAGGAACCCAUACUUGAUGAUAUUCAGUUCGAAGAAGAAACUGACAGGGUUGAACUGCAAACGUCUAAGAGGACCACAGAAUCACGAAAACUGAAGCGAAGGUCUCGCAGUGCAGACUUGGCUCCACGUCGGGAGGAGAGCGACAAAUCUUCGUCAAAGAGGAAGAAGCAGAAUAACGGUUCACACCACGAUGAUAAGGGAAGAUCAAAGAAGAAGAAGAGGAAGAAAUCAAAAUCAGCAAAGCACAAGAAGAAAAAGAGCCCGGCUCGGAGGGAUGACUCGGAGGGUAACAGUGAACCGGAGGAGGGAGAGAUCACAGAGUCGGAGAGAGAAGAGUGGGAGUCCACUCCUUCGUUCUCACCAUCUUCUGGCUCCUCCUCCAAGGAAAGCGAAGAAUCAGAACCAGAAUCAGAGACAGAGACUCAGAGUCAGGAAGUGAAAGACAUUUGGCCGCCCUGUGUAAGAGUGACAGUGGUCAGAUCUCCAGUGCUGCAGGUGGGCACUCUGUUCAUCAUCACAGCCGACUCUCCAGCCACCAUCGGCAGAGAGAAAGAUAUGGAUCAUGCAAUCCGAAUACCAGAAAUGGGAGUCAGUAAGUUCCAUGCAGAGGUUUACUUUGACCAGGAGCAGCAGAGCUAUAUGCUGGUGGACCAGGGAAGCCAGAACGGAACGGUCAUCAAUGGCAACCGAAUCUUACAGCCCAAAGCCAAGUGUGAGCCGCACGCGCUGAUACACGGUGAUGAGGUGAAGAUGGGAGAGACUGUGCUCUCCUUCCAUAUCCACUCAGGCACCGAUACCUGUGAUGGGUGUGAGCCUGGUCAGGUGAUGGCUCACCUCAGUAAGCACAGGAGAGAGGAUAAGGCGGGCCCUGCUCUCACCAAAGAGGAUAAAGAAGCUCUGAGACAGAAGGAGCUAAAGCAGAUGAAGGCCAAAUAUGGCCUGCAGAGCAGUGAGUAUGAAGAGGCCAAAGCCCUGAGAAACCCCAGAUACAAGGACCGAGCCGAGUCUCGACGACAAACAGUGGGCAGCGAGGGGGUUUUCCAACGAGACGAUGCACCCGCUUCUGUUCAUGAGGAGAUCAGUGAAGUCAAUAAAGGACGGAAGAUGUUGGAAAAGAUGGGCUGGAAGAAAGGAGAGGGACUGGGCAAAGAGGGAACUGGAAUGAAAGACCCGAUUGAACUGAAAAUCAGAAAGUCUCAGUCAGGUUUGGGAGCUGGAGCCACCAUGUCGGUAGACAAUGUCUCUAUGAGUCGAUCAAAGUCUCAGAAGAACUGGGAAAAAGCCCGAGAGAGAUUCGCUGAUUCAUGCCAGCCUGACAUGUUGGCACACAAAACACAGAACAAGUCACCCAAAGCCUGGGUCAGAGCAGAAGAGACUGAGACCACAAACACACAGACAGACAGCCAAAGUUAGGGAUCAGCGCCAGAGCAUAUAUUUAUUGUGGACAUUAAGAGCUGAGUGUUACUAUGACUCUGUCUGUUCUUUAGUGUGUUGGCUGAAGAGCAACAAAUUAAGUCUACACUAAUUUUCUUUUAGUGCCUAACCCUAUGUUCUGAAGGUAUCUGAAAACCACACUGUAUUAUUUUGAUUUUUUUGACUGUGUCUAGCUUUAGUCAACACAAACUAAAGACACUUUAGUCUGGUUUUCAUGCAUUUUUAAUUUUUAACAUCUAAGCAUUAUAAGACCACAGCUGUCGCCAUCUUUGUGUGCAGUCAUCAUGUUUACAGGUGGCAGCGUUUUUUUGUUUUUUUUUAAAUAAAUGGUAGUGCAACAGGUCAAGUGGCUAAAUCAACAACAGCUUAACGAGAUAUUUUGGGCAGCGGAGGAAAUUGUUUUGCUACAGUGUGUGUUUCUACAGAUGUAUGCAAGUUACUGAAUAAGACUGCAUUAAAAUCUGUUUGUCCGUC
Molecule: messenger RNA, 2949 nt
Organism: Toxotes jaculatrix (banded archerfish)
Lineage: Eukaryota; Metazoa; Chordata; Actinopteri; Toxotidae
Gene: aggf1
Product: angiogenic factor with G patch and FHA domains 1
Exons: 15
Coding region: 220-2454 (744 amino acids)
Biological process (GO): vasculogenesis
Molecular function (GO): protein binding; nucleic acid binding
Source: RefSeq, a predicted model, not a curated record